GAUGGUCCUCUGUGCACUGAGGAGCAGCAGCUGCUGUGGAGUGUGGAGCAGGCUGCUGCAGAGACAAGCCCGGGGCUGUGUUCACUCCAGCGUCCACAGCUUCAACCAGGAUGGGAUCCGAGAGAAGCUGCAGGUCUUUCCCGGCGGCUCUGUUGACCUGCUGAAGCAGGACUCUGGUGUCGCCGUGCUGACCAUCAACAACCCGUCCCGCAUGAACGCUUUCUCUGGCAGCAUGAUGGUGGAUCUGGAGGAGCGGGUGACCCAGCUGGAGAACUGGGCGGAUGGGAAAGGCCUCAUCGUUCAGGGUGCUGCUGGAACGUUCUGCUCUGGAUCCGACCUCAACGCUGUCAGAGCAAUAUCCAACCCACAGGAUGGGAUGAAAAUGUGUAUGUUCAUGCAGGAUGCUCUUACAAGGCUGCUCAGGCUGCCUCUUGUUUCUGUUGCUUUGGUGGAGGGGAAAGCUUUGGGAGGAGGUGCUGAGCUCCUUACUGCCUGUGAUUUCAGAUUAAUGACAUCAGGCAGUUUGAUCCAGUUUGUCCACAAACACAUGGGUCUGGUCCCAGGCUGGGGCGGCGCUGCUCGACUCGUCCGCAUCGUCGGAAGCCAGAAUGCUCUGAAGCUGCUCGGCGGCGCCGUGAAGGUGGACUCUAAGCUCGGCUGUGACAUCGGACUCACAGACGGGGUCCUGGAGGACGACCAGGAAGUGACGGGUGUGGGCACCUCCCUGCAGCGGGCCGAGAGCUGGCUCAGCCGCUACGUCGAAGGACCCGCUCCGGUCAUCCGGGCCGCGAAGAGAGUGGUGCUGUCGGGGAGGGAGCUGCCUUUGACGGAGGCUCUGAGGAUGGAGAAGGACGUGUUUGGGACAGUGUGGGGCGCUCCAGCCAAUCUGCAGGCCCUGGCCAGCAAGUCCAAACACAGAUGAUUGGGUUACAUCAGCCGAGACGUGAUGAAGCUUCAAACAGACUCAGAACAUUGUUGCUGGACUGAAACCCGUUUUAAAUAAUUUGAUGUUUAAUUUUGUGUCUUUAAUGUGGACUGUUUAAUCUGUUUUAAUAGUUGGAUUAAUCUGUCAGUUUAUUGCUUUAGGCUCACAGGCUCACAGAUUGUUGUGUAUAAAUCCUGUUAGCACCGGAGCCGAGACACAAACACAACGAGACUCAUGAUGCUGCAAAAAUGCAGAGCUGUGGUGUGAUACAUUUAAAUAAACAAAGUUACGCUCCGUACAUUUACAUCACGGUGCAACACAGA
Molecule: messenger RNA, 1248 nt
Organism: Austrofundulus limnaeus
Lineage: Eukaryota; Metazoa; Chordata; Actinopteri; Cyprinodontiformes; Rivulidae
Gene: echdc1
Product: enoyl CoA hydratase domain containing 1
Biological process (GO): fatty acid beta-oxidation
Cellular component (GO): cytosol
Molecular function (GO): catalytic activity
Source: RefSeq, a predicted model, not a curated record